Molecule: messenger RNA, 3653 nt
Organism: Xyrauchen texanus (razorback sucker)
Lineage: Eukaryota; Metazoa; Chordata; Actinopteri; Cypriniformes; Catostomidae
Product: zinc finger protein 883-like
Exons: 2
Coding region: 251-1873 (540 amino acids)
Biological process (GO): regulation of transcription by RNA polymerase II
Cellular component (GO): nucleus
Molecular function (GO): RNA polymerase II transcription regulatory region sequence-specific DNA binding; DNA-binding transcription factor activity, RNA polymerase II-specific
Source: RefSeq, a predicted model, not a curated record
GCGAGCCUUAGACGACUUCCCAUGAGAAAUAGGUGGCAACACUGGAUCUACAGGCCGCUGAAUGCGCCGAGACUACUAGCAGGGCCUUUCACAAAACAUCCAUCAAAGGACAAAGAGGCAGGACACAUCCUGACUCGGCCUUAGACAAAAAAAUCAUUCAAGCUUCUUUGCAAGGGUGCGGGGCUCAUUGAGCAACGCAACGUUUCACUUAAACGCAAAGACGGAAGUCGUCAGGCUGGAGUGCGUACUGAUGGCAGAGUCAGAGACUGACUGUGACACACCAGGUCUCGAUACAUUGGGAUCUGAGUGUGUCAUAGCCCAUACGCAAGUUGGUGACUUGCAUUAUGGUGCAGAGACUGAGAUUAUGACUCAAGAGGACAAAAGGCUUGACCUGGAAGCCAUUCAUGGUGACUUGGGGGCAGUGGCCUGUGUGGAUGUGGUAACAGAGACGGACCAUGACUACAUUAAAUCUGAAAUACACCAUGAUCAUCAUCAGUAUUUUAGCAGUGCAGAAAUGAAAACCGAGCAUUUGCUUGGUGAGGUGCUGUUGAAGACUGAGAUUGGUGGUGGAGAGCAUAUUGUGAAGGUGGAGUCAGACCAUGGAGGGGAGCUUACAGUGGAGUCAGAAAAUGGUGUUAUCAUCCAUGAGGCCCAUGGCCUGCAAUGCAGUGAGUGUGGUGAGAUUUUUGGCAGUAUGGCUGAUCUCCACGAACACUUUGAAAUCCAUAGAGACAUUCACCCCUACAUUUGCGUCCAUUGUGGUGAGAGCUUUGCUAUUGAAGCCAGCUUGAGAAGUCACAUGAGGAUUCACAUGAAAGAGAAAAGUUAUACCACUGGCCUUGAGAUGGUUGGCAAAGGAGUCAUUGAUGCAUUCAACUUGAAACCUCACCAGUUGAUGCACUCUCCUGAAAAGCCACACAGAUGUUCGGAGUGUGGUAAAAGUUUUGCAGCUGCCAUUACUCUCCGAGAGCACAUGAAGAUGCAUUCUGAUGACAAACCCUACAAAUGCACCCAAUGCAGAAAAAGUUUUGUGCGCAGACGGCAUCUUAAGAAGCAUCAAGAGCUGCAUGCUCGCGAGAAGCCGUUUACCUGCCCUCAGUGUGGUAAAGGCUUUGCAACGGCUUCCAAUCUAAAACAGCACCAGAAAACCCAUACUGGUGAGAAGCCACACAGAUGCACCCAGUGUGGGAAGUGUUUCGCAGCUGCAACCACGUUGAGAGAACAUCAGAGAAUUCACUCUGGGGAGAAGCCCUACAAAUGCAACCAGUGUAGGAAGAGCUUUGUCAGGAAACGCCACCUCAAGAAGCACCAGUUGGUCCAUCAAGGUGGUAAGCCGUACCGAUGCUCUCAAUGCGACAAAGGUUUUAACCAUUCCUCGUCCUUGUCAAGACACCACAAGGUUCACUUGGAGGCAAAGAUGUAUGCCCAGGGUGAUAAAGAUUUCCCAUUUGAUACACAUAUGAAGAGGGGAAUGCAUACAGGUGAAAAGCCAUAUAGCUGCAACCAUUGUGAGAAGAGUUUCAAUCACUCAUCAUCACUAUCCAGACACCAGCGGACUCAUUCUGAUGGAAAGUCUUACACUUGUGCUCACUGUGGGAAGAGGUUCAAUCAUCCCUCCUCUCUUGCAAGACACCAACGAGUUCAUUUGGACGAUAAGGGCUCUUAUAGUGCUGUUGCAACAGGAAAGGGGUUCUCCCACACUACCAUCUUGAAACAGACAAUCCUUGAAAGUGAAAAACCCUAUAGGUGCUCUCAGUGCGGAAAGGGUUUCAAUCAUUCUUCUUCGCUAUCUAGGCAUCACAGAAUUCAUAUUAGUAAAAAUGAAUAUCAGUAUGGUCUUUCUCUUCCCACAAGUGGUUCAUCCCACCCUUGAUUCAGGCCAGUUUGUUAAUGUAUGCAAGAGAAGUUGGCAUGGACCUGAUCUGAAGGAACCCUUUAUUUAAAAACAUGUCCUUCAACUUUUCAAGAGCAAUUUAUUUCAAUAUGGUAUGAUUGACAUUGGGUUCAUAACUCCCUGUGUAAUGUGCUUGUACAGUUUGAUGCAAUACACCAUGUUCCACAAUGUCAUUUGUAUGAUUAAAACUGUAGAUGAAACUUAUUGAUAUUCCAUCAUUACUGACUUUUGCAAGUCAUGUUCUCUGUGGUGUCCUUUACACUUCUGGCACAAUCUUGAACUAAGUAUUAGGUCACAACGGUUUUGAAUGGCAGACAACGAAGCGAAUAUGUCUGGGCUUAAUUAUUCACUCACUUAGUCUGUAUCUUUAUCCACCUCUAUUAUUAAUGGGUUGAGAAGCUGAUAUUUGUAAAUAUGUGUUGAUUUUCUUUUAUAUAGAUAUGUAAAAUUAAGUAGUGUGCAGUUCUCUUUUGAAAAUUAAGCAUUUUGUUGUAUGAUGCAGUUAGUCUUAUCCAUCACUUGUAGGCAAAGUGGGAUGGUGCUUUCAGGGUAUGUCACUUAUGGAAUGAGCUGUCUUGAGAAGUGUAAGGCUAUAUUAAUCAGUGUAUAUCCCUAAUGAUGUAACUGACUGGAUUUGCAACCAAAUACAGCAUUGCUUCUACUAACUUGACUAAUUCCUAGCAGUUAUGAGCUGAGCUAUGUCUCAAUUGUGAAAGGUAAGCAAAGAACAGGAAGACUUAAUGAAGUUUUAAGGUAAUUGUGCUUCUACCACCCAAUUAUUACCAUUCUGUGCUAUCAGUCAAGUUUGUUCAUUUUGGGUAGACCCCAUGAAAUCAGCUGAAAUUGAAAUUGUUCAGUUUGUUGGUGAACUUGGCCCACUUUACAUGGUGCCAGUCUUCAGCAGACUUUAUUUGAAAAUAACAGAUUUUGUAAAUAACUGAAUAUUCCCCUGAAUGUCUUCAGUGCUUCUCACUGGUACUCGCCUCUGUUACCUAUGGCUGACUGUACAUUUUUGACAGCUCGCUUAGCCAUUGCUAUUGUCAGACAGCAGUGUAUAGCAAAUAGUUGUAUUCUGGGUACAUUUUGCAAAGUAUCAACCUGUACUAAAUAGAUUGUGUAUACUUUAAUGCAAAUACAAAAUAUAGCUUGCAUUUUUGAAUUUGUUUGCUUCAUUUUUCCUUCCUGAAUUGAUUUGGUAUGAGCUUCCUUUUUACAGUCCUCUGUAUGGAGAAAGUCUUACAAAUGGAUGUAUUAUUUUUUUUAAUAAGGUUUGGGUAAUCUGAAAGGGAAAUGAAAGGAAUACAGUUUUUAUGGAGUGAAUGUUGUAUUGGAAUUAUUUUUUCCCCUCUUGUAUAGCUAUUGUGCAUCAUCACUUAGCAUAGGUUUAUUCAUUGUGUUAGUUAGGUGCCUUAUUGCAUGCCAAGUGGAAAUGUAUGCUGAGCUAAUAGGAAAAAAAAAAGGUUUUGGCUCCUGCUCCCUUUUUGUUUCUUUACAUACUAAUCAUUGUUUUAAUUUGACUUCCUGUUUUAUUUUAUUUUUUUUCUCUGUACAGGAAGGUUUACACAGUCACUUCUGUCUUUUAAUGUCCCUGUCUGUCAACUAGCUUCUUUGUAGAUUAGAGGUUAAAGCAAGAAGUUGCAAUGCAAUUGAUCCAUAUUGUUGAUCGCCCUCUCUAGUGGUCAAUUAUUGUCCCAUAUGUCUAUUACCCCAUAUUUGAGUGGCUCACAUAUAUGGAUAAAUAAAGGUUGUUGACUAUCAA